Molecule: messenger RNA, 7889 nt
Organism: Dromaius novaehollandiae (emu)
Lineage: Eukaryota; Metazoa; Chordata; Aves; Casuariiformes; Dromaiidae
Gene: SOX11
Product: SRY-box transcription factor 11
Exons: 1
Coding region: 345-1553 (402 amino acids)
Biological process (GO): neuron differentiation; anatomical structure morphogenesis; positive regulation of transcription by RNA polymerase II
Molecular function (GO): RNA polymerase II cis-regulatory region sequence-specific DNA binding; DNA-binding transcription activator activity, RNA polymerase II-specific
Source: RefSeq, a predicted model, not a curated record
AUGAAACCCUGAUAACGAGUUGGGCGAGGAGCCGCGAGUUUCGCAGGAGGGGCAGCGCGCGGCGGGCGGCGGCGGCGGCGGCGGCAGCGGCGGGGCAGCGCGCGGCACCGCGCCCAGCGCACCGCACCGCACCGAGCCGCACCGAGCCCGGCCGCUGCCGCAGCGGGCUGCGGGGCAGCGCCGCGGCGCCCGCCUGGCACCUCGGCGGAGGGCUCGCCGUGCAGGGCAAGGUGCGCCGCCGGUGGGAGGGGGCGCGGCGGCCGCUUUGUCGCGCCCGAGGAGCGAGAGGGGAGCGGCGGGCGGAGCGGGAGGAUCGCGCUGCGGGGGCACCGUAGGACCCCACCAUGGUGCAGCAAGCGGAGAGCGCCGAGCCCGAGAGCAACCUGCCCAGGGAGGCGAUGGACACGGAAGAGGGCGAGUUCAUGGCAUGCAGCCCGGUCGCGUUGGACGAGAGCGAUCCGGACUGGUGCAAAACGGCGUCGGGGCACAUUAAGAGACCGAUGAACGCGUUCAUGGUGUGGUCCAAAAUCGAGAGGAGAAAAAUCAUGGAGCAGUCCCCGGACAUGCACAACGCGGAGAUCUCCAAGCGCCUGGGCAAGCGGUGGAAAAUGCUGAAGGACAGCGAGAAGAUCCCUUUCAUCCGAGAGGCGGAGAGGCUGCGGCUCAAGCACAUGGCCGAUUACCCCGACUACAAAUACCGGCCCAGGAAAAAGCCCAAAAUGGACCCGUCGGCCAAGCCCAACACCAGCCAAAGUCCGGAGAAAAACGCACCCACCACCAGCAGCAGCAAAAGCGCCAAGAGCUCCAGCAAGAAAUGUAGCAAGCUGAAAGCCGCCGCCGCCGCCUCGCCCCCCAAGCCGGGGGCCAAAGCCGCGCACCACGGGGACUACGCGGGCGACGAGUACGUCUUCGGCACCCUCAAGGUGAGCAGCAAGACGGUCAAGUGCGUCUUCAUGGACGAGGAGGAGGAGGAGGAGGAGGACGAGGACGAGCUACAGCUGCGGAUCAAGCAGGAGGCGGAGGAGGAGGAGGAGGACGAGGAGCCGGCGCAGCAGCAGCUGCGGCGGUACAACGUGGCCAAGGUGCCGGCCAGCCCCACCUUGAGCUCCUCGGCCGAGUCCACCGAGGGCGCGAGCCUCUACGAGGAGGUGCGGGGCGGCGCGGCGGCGGGCGCCGGCGGCGGCAGCAGACUCUACUACAGCUUCAAGAACAUCACCAAGCAGGGCCCGGCGCCGCCGCCGCCGCCCGGGCUCUCGCCCGCCUCCUCCCGCUCCAUCUCCACCUCGUCGGCCGGCAGCGAGGAGGCGGACGACCUGCUCUUCGACCUCAGCCUCAACUUCUCGCAGCACGGCCACGCCGCCGCCGAGCUGGGCGUGGGCGCCGCCGCCGGCAACCUCUCGCUCUCGCUGGUGGACAAGGACCUGGACUCCUUCAGCGAGGGCAGCCUCGGCUCCCACUUCGAGUUCCCCGACUACUGCACCCCGGAGCUGAGCGAGAUGAUCGCCGGCGACUGGCUGGAGGCGAACUUUUCCGACCUGGUGUUCACGUACUGAGCGGCGCCGCGGGCGCGUCCCCGUCGGGCGGCCGCGGCGGUGCUGCCGGCGCCGGGAGCGGCGCGGCCGGAGCGACGCGGCGGCGACGACGACGACGAUGACGAUGAUUUAAAAAAAAAAAGUCUUGUUUUCUUUUAAAACAACAAAAAAAAGUCUCGAAGUUAGUUCCAAACCGAGCCCGGGAGUUGUGAUUUUUUUUUUAAUUUUUUUGUGUUUUUAAUUUUUAUUGCAUUUGGUGAUCACAACAACAACAACAAAGGCAAAUGGGACUGGGGGAAAAAUGAUACAGAAGGCGCUGUUUGAAGCUUGUCGGUCUCCAAUUGAAGUCUGGAAGAUGGUCUGCGAAGAAGUCUUUUGGCAGCACAACUGUUACUCAAGGGGGUUUGUGGAUUUUUUUUUUUUUCCCGUGAGAGAUCUUAAAGAACUGUUCUGAUUUUUUUUUUUUUUUUUUUUCCGAAAGGGACCAUGGCAACUUUUUUUGGAGGGAGAAAACUGAUGUCUUCUAUGCAUCCGAUUCUUAACAAAGCUGCAGGGAGCUUGAAAAAAUGCAGACUGUACAAACGCUUACAAAUAACUGAACUGACUUAAGAUCAGAGUUUACUUUUCAGAUCAAAUUGUUUAUGGUUUUACAAAUGUGAUUUCUACUUGCCAACUUUUUUUUUUGUAACUUGUUCCCUUAUACCUCCUUGAUUGAAUACCAGACAGCCUAGACCUCAGUACAAAAAGGUAUUGAAACAUUUUUGAUACAUAACAGACCUCAGUCUUUUUUAAAAAUUAAUAUAUUUUCAGGCGUAUUUUUGUACAGUGAAAAGGGAACAUUCUUGCUGUGUUUUUUCAGUAAGACUUUUCAGGCACUUCUUCCCUUUUAUUUUCUUUUUUUUCCUCUGUUUUUAGCAUGCAAGUUUGUUGGUACGUUACGUCCUGGUUUUAAAAGGAUUAAAAUUUUAAAAAAUAAUCCUUGCAUCUAAAGGCCUUGUGGUUUUAAAAAAUAAAAAAGAAACAAACACUUUUUUUGUACAGCUAUAGUUCAGAUUUGUUCAAUAUUUGUAGGUAAAGAUUUAUUGAAAAUGGUGAUAUAGACCUCAGAGCUGUUAUCUUAGUUUAAAAGAUUGUAUAUGUACUGUACUAUAGUAGGACUUUAUGUAUCUCAUACGCUGUGAUAUGUGGAUGGGGCCCCAGAUGGAAGGUAUGAAACUGGAUUCUCGAUUUUAGCAAAAAAGAAAAAAAGGCACAUAGUUAAAGUUUCUCAUGUUGUGCAAUAUAAUCUAAAGUACAGACCAUCUGCAUAUUUUGUAGCAAAUGAUGGCAAAAGCAGACUUGUGCACUGUCAACAUCAUAGCCUGUUUUUUUUUAAUGCUGAAAGUCUGUAUCUUGACAAUUUUAAUAAAUCAGCUGGAACUGAUAGAAACUCGUAUCGCUAUUAGUGUCUGUAGAAGUAACGCUGGAGAUGCCAUGUUGUCACCCCCACCCGCGGAGGAGCGUUAGCGGUAGGCUAUAGUGCGUGUACAGAGCUAGGGGGGAGCGAAGCUGAGGAGCGUUUUUUUGCUUUUUCUUUUUUUCCUCUUUUUCUUGCCCCCCGCGGCGGUCACGCCUCCGCCGUCCGCGGAGCGCCGGCGCUGUGCGGCUCCGCGGGGAGCGGCGCGGCGGCCGCGCUCGGUGCGGGCAGCGCCGCGGGGCCGGGCCGGGGGCCCCCGGCGGCGGGGGGACUCGCCCCGCUUAUUUUCCGCGCGCCCUGCCGCCGCCGCGGCGCCCCCCUCGGCCGCGCCCGGCAGGAGCGAGCGCGGAGCGGCGCGGCUCGGCUCCGCGGGCCGCCCCCGGCGGCGGCCGCCGCCGCCGCGGCCGCUUUCCAGGGAGGCGGGUCCGGGGAGGCGAGAGGCGGGGGCGCCGGGGCAAGGGCGGGCGGGGGCGCCGGCCUGCGCGGAGCGCGGAGCGGCCGGCGCGAGGCUGCUCCGCCGCCGCGGAGGGGGAGCCCCGGCCCGCUCCCUGCCGCUCCCGUUUCCUCGCUCCCGGCGCGUCUCGAUGCGCGGCGCCCCGCAUCUCCGCCGCGGCGCCCUGCCGAGCGGCGCUGCCGCCCGCGGCGGCGCGGGGAGCGCGGGGGCGUGCGAGCGACUGCUGUAGGCGAACAGACUUUGUAAGUGUGCGUUUUUUUUUGUUUUUUGGUCUUUUUUUUUUCCUUCGGAGCCAUCAGAUUUCAGUUUUACGCUCUGAAAUAACUGCUGAUGGCAAUAAACAGACUCGCAAGGUGGAAGUUUGUUUCUCAAGAAGUUUACUUUUUAUCUGGUACACUAAGAUAGGCAUUGGUAAAUUCUUUAUUUCGUAUCCACUAAUGAAUGAUCCAGCUGUUUACAGGGACAAUUCACUGUGCUGGUAUUUUGGUGGCAACCACUGCUACAGGCUUUCGGACUUGCUGAAAUGGAAAUCCUGCAUACACAUUUGUAAGGCAUAAUAAAACAUAACAUUAAAACCUGCAUGCAUGUUAUGUUUAAUCAAAGACAACUCUUAGGCAUUUAAGUGGUGAGAUAUCUUACUUUAGGUUAGUUAAAUAAACUGGUAGUAAAAUGAUUAAUAUAAUCUGAUCUCUUUCUAAUAAUAAUAAUAAUAAUAAAAACACUCAUGAUUCUAAAUAAAAGUUGUUUGGCCUAAAUUUUUGCUAUCAGAAAAGAGAUAUAGCAUAUCUGGGAACUUAAAUUUAUGUCUUGCAUUGUGAUAAUUCUUUAUGAGAAACUGUGUUUUAAAACAAAUACAAGAUAUCCUUGGCAAUGGAUAGUCCUCAAUAAAACAGAGUUUCUUGAAUUUUCAGUUUUUGGUCUCAAAUGAUUAGUGUGUUCUCCAUAUAAUAACUUAGAAAUCAGAUUGAAAACAAAUGACAUUUAUCUCUUCUUAGGCAAAAAAGUGAAAGAAAAUAGAUACACUGAAGUGCUCUAGCCUAGCCAUUCACUAUCCUGCUAUUGAAAAUCAGUUCCUAGGCUGGGGUGAUGGAGUAAGUUGAUCAGGUUCUAGUCUUCAAACUGAGCCAAAAUUCUCUUAGUAAUUCUUCAAGCUAUCAUGAGAGUAUGGGGAUGUUUUCUUCCAGUCCCUUUCUUCUGAUAUGCAUCCUUGUUUAUUAACGUGAUAAUAGGCAGUGUCAUUAAACAUUUGUGCUUUACAGAUGUUCAAUGAGUUAUGAAUGAUUAUGGUCAAAUAUAGGCUGGAUUUAGUUUGCAUUGUAAUAAGGUCUGUGUUUCAGCCUAUGAAAGUUUCAACUCGUGUAUUUUUGGAAGGUGUUUUUAAAAUUACCAUUUAAAAUAUUAGUGAAAGAUAACUAAAAGAUCCAAGUGUAGAGCAGUCAGGCAUAUUUUAAAAGAGCAACAGGUCUACUUUAGUCAAAGAAUAUCCACUCAGAAGUAUAUCUUUUCUUUCUUCUGGAUGGGAAUUAUACAGUACUAUAUCAAAUGAAUAUUUUGAGUGAAGGUAUAUGGUGCAGGGAGAUAUUUUUGUCCAGACAGUUUGAGUUUCAUUUAUUUCUGAGUUUGAAGUUGCAUGUUGCUCGUGGCAAAUUCGGUAGUGUUCUGGUUAAGCCACUACACUGUUAGGGCUGAAGUUCGUUCCUGUUGAAUCCCUAAGCUCCUGCUGAUAUCAAUGAGAGUAAACACAAUUUUCUGAUCAUUAAUAUAGCAUCUGCGAAGUUACUCUCAUUGUUUGCGUUUGUCAUAUUUAAUAAUAUUCUUAUCUUCAACUUCUCUUUCUUGCGCUUUUUUUUUUUUUUUUUAAGUAGAAUAAGAAUUCUUGUUGACCUGCUAGAGCAGUCCUGUUUCAGGCUUAGUAUCUCCUGUUGCCUUCUUUUACAAUCUUUGUAUUUGUCUCUGUGCAAUACUACUCUAAGUGUAAUCAGAUUUAUUGACAGAAAGAAGAAAAUUGAGCUUUUUUAUCUGGAAAGACAAUUCACUUUGUAAUGCUCGAUGUCAGCUCAACGUAAAACCUAAUCGAACAUGUUGAUUCUUUCUUUAAUUUUAAAAUGAACAUUUUCAUAAAGUUAGCAUUCUUUCCAUUUUGUUGUUUUUAUUGUGUUCUCCCCCCUUUCCUUUAAAAGAGCUACGACUAAGAAAUAUGUUAUUCCUUUAUGGCAGUCUUUCACCAAUGUGAUAGAAAGACCCAUUCCAAGCAUCCUUUAAGUGCUUCAUACUCUUUAGGCUUUCACUGUCAUCCCGCUUAAACUUCUCCAGGUCUAUUGAAUGUGGUUUGCAUGUGUGCAGUCUGAUGCUUCCCUCAGGCCUGUUUGAGGGAAGUGCAACUUUGUUGUUACACCAAGGUAAAACUGGUGUGGGGUCAAAUCAGGGCCAUGUAAUUUUUAGGUGUUUGAUAUUCAACAUGAUUCAUAAGUUCCUUCUCUCUCUCUCUCUCUCUCUCUCUUUGUACAUCUUCGUAGUUCUGCCUGGUAAGGCCUUAAACCUGCACUGGUUAAAGAAAAAAAAAAUCUCAUUGAGUUUCAUGGGUGCUUUUGCCUCAAGGGCUGCUGGCAGGAUAGGUGUCUUAGUUCCUCAUAACCUUUGUUUGUAACAAUGGCCAGGAAGAAAAUAAAACAACAAAAACUUAAUUCCAUGAGUUGCCUUACAUUCCCCCUACUUUACAAGUCUAUUCCUUUGGUUUGUUUCCUCUUCCCUCACCCACAUUGAAGGCUGUGAUUGUUUUUGUUUUUCUUAAUUUUUUUGCACACUACCUAUACCAAUUAACUGCCUAAUUAGUUUUAUCUGCGCUACAUGGAUGCAGUGAAUUUGUAAGAGAAUUUCACAAGCAAGUAGUUUUUUAGUGAGUUUAAAGUAAAUAGAGUUUUAAAGACCUAUUUUUAUAUUCAAUAUAAAGCACAAAUGUGCAGAAAGUGUAGAAAGACUUACAAAAAGGGAAACAAAAGUUCGUAAUAUUUCAUGUAUAAAAGUAAUACCUUCUUUGGGUUGAGAUUCUCUUAGAAAACCCAAUACUUAUGCCAGUGCAAAGAUAGGAAUAUUUUAAAAAGUCUUAGAAAAUUGUGAUUGACAGCAAUUUCAAAGGAAUGACUUCUGCAGAUACAAGGAAACCCCUAAAGCAAUAUGGAUAAGAAGGGGUGAAUGGUUUUCAAUGAUGAACAACCUGGAAGUGUGAGAAUGGAGGUUUCAAUCCUUAUUAAUUAAUCAAGCUUCUUCUUUUGUGGUUAGUUACAACAUCUAGAUUUUCUGUGAAGCGAAAUCUUGAAGGAUGAAAAACCGUAAGGGAGACAGACUGAUUCUAAAACUUGCAUAUAUUCGGAAAAACAGUUUGAUUUAGCAAUGUAAUUUACUAAUUAUGGUGUUAAAUUUUGUGAACUCCGACUUCUAAGAAAAUCAAGAGAGUGAUUUACUGCUUGAAGAAAUUUGAUCAAAUAAUAAUGAUUAAUCCAGGAACUCCCAUUGUCACAAUUUGUUUUUGUUUCCAUCAUCCUGCUUAUCUCCAAAACCAACUUGCCUCAACUCCUGGCUAAACCAGGGAGAAGAGUUAUAUGCCAUUGUUAGUUCCUUUACAAUUUGUAUCUGUUUUUUGCUCUUGUAUAUAUGUUGGCGUUUUGGAGUCUUUACAUAAAUACUGUGAUACUUUUUUUCUUCUUUUUUAUUUUUUUUGGUGGGCUGUUUUAAAAUGGAGGCCUGUUUUCCAGUGUGGGACUUUUGACGGUUACAACAUUUCAGUGAUGUUGCAUGAUGGCCACAGGUGGGGGAAAUUGAAUGUUUUAGAGCAGUUUUUCAAGCAUGACACUUUUAAAAUAUGUAAUUUCAAAGACUUUUGAAGGCCACAUGAAAUUAGUUUUCAUAGCCACUCCAGGUCUUGGGGGGAAAAGCUGAAAAGUACUUUUGUUUAGAAGUCUGAGUGAUGGUGGGGGGGAAACCUUUUCUUGAGGUUUUUGCAUGCCAGUGUACGGCCUAUUGCUGUGAGAGGGAAGAUAGUAAGGCUGCUUGAGGCAAUGCACUGGAGGACAAAGUGUUUUCUAGCACUAGAAAAAGAAAAUGCAUGGCAAAGUUUUGUCUUCUAGUAGACUAUAUAGCAUGCAGAGUUUAGUAUGUGUCAAAACAGUGUAUGACAUUGCUGUAUCAAAGUUGUAAAAUUAAGCAUUAUUUAUUGAAAACUAUGUAUUUUUUUUGUAAAAACCUGAUCACCUAGAGGAUUAAUAUCAGUGACUUGUGCUAGUGCUACAAACUUAACCAGCUUCUUUACUACAGUACUUGAUAUGCAGUGUUAAUGCUCAGGGUUGAAACCAGUCCACUCCAAUGUCUUUUUUUGCAAGAGUUUUUAAAUAAAGGAACAACAUAAUGCAAUUGUUCAAAAGACUCUAAUAAAAUUGUGUGAUCAAUCUUC